AUGGCCUCAAUUCUGUCAGAUAGUUCACUAUCAGACGUGGGCUCGCCAGAAGUGCCAACUGUCGCGGAGCAGAUCACAUCCUCAGACUUGCUUGGAAACCUGAAAGAUGAACAAGAAAGCCGCGAAGGGCCCCAAUCUAGCCAGUCGUUGACCGACGAGAGCGAAUCUCCACAGCGUAGCAAAGAUGCGGAUCAACUACGCAGUCUGGAAGGAGUAGAGAGCACAAAUUCUGAAAUUGAGAAAGCUGCUGCUACAAAGGUGAGAAAGGAAGAGGCCAAAAAGCUUCGUGAACAGCUGAAGCAGGAGCAGAAGCUUCAAAAAGAGCUCAAGAAGGAGCAGGAAAGAAAGGAUAAAGAGCUCAAGAAGGAACAAGAAAGGAGAGAGAAAGAGCAGAGGAAACUCGAAGAGAAAAAGCGCAAAGAAGAAGAGAAGAAAGAGCGAGAACGCAGGAGAGAAGAAGAAAAACGCAGUCGAGAGCUGAAGCGAGAACAGGAGAAGCGCGAGCGUGAGGUUCGCCGCGAGGAGGAAAAGCGCCGAAAGCUUGUAGAAAAGCUAAAAAUUGAGGAGGAAAAGCGAAAGAAGGAAGAAGCCAUCGAAAAAAGCCAAACCAGAAUUGGUAGCUUUUUUAAGAAGUCUAGUACCCAUAAAAAUGUUGUCUCAACCAAGACUGACUUCGAAAAGAGCUUCCUUCCUUUCUACAUUAAAGAUGGGACGAUCAUGGGUGAAAACUUUAAGAGCUCUCCGAAGGACCUCGAGCGCUCCAAAGCCGAGAUUGACGCCCAGAUGAAGCUGAGUUCGAAUGAGGAUGACACGAUAAAAUGGUUGGAGUCAUGCAGAGUGUCCAGAGGGCACCCGGUGAUGAAAUCCGCAGUUGAACUGAUACAAAUGAUGACUAGCAAAAACAAAACUAAUAAAGAGCUGGAACAACACCUGCAACAAAUCCCACACAAAUUCAUCAAAUUUUAUGAGAAUGUACGGCCGCCCUACAUUGGAACAUACUCUAAAUUCGUGGAUAUGCCGCGUGAUAAUCCCUUUACUAUCGAGUUGACAGGAUUCGACUACGAUUACGACUCGGACUGGGACUGGGUGGAUGAAGAGGAAGAAGAAGGCGGCGGAGUUGACGACCUCGAAGAUGGCGAUGAGGAAGAAGACGAUGAUGAUGAGCCAGAAGAAGGAACAGAUGGUGAAUUUGAAGGCUUUCUAGAUAGAGAAGAUUCACAAGGACCCCGAGAUGGAAAGAAGUUCCUAGGUCCACUCAUUCCAACAAUUAAAUUGCGGUCUCAAAUAAGCGAGUUGGACGAAGAUGACCAAUUGUACUUCCAAAUGGUGGCGGUCGAAUAUCUCAUUAAAGAGCAGCCCUUCCCUGUGGAUCCAGCGCAUUACCCUGUAGCAUCUUCGAAGAGAAGCCUCGUCGAAGCCUCUUUGCCUACCAAAGGCUCAAAAGAUAGCCCGACAGACGAUGGUACCUCAGAUGCGCGCUCAAAGAAGCCGAAAACGCUCGUUACAGAGCCAGUGGACCUACUGCGACUAUUUAACGAAGUCCACGAAAGCACAUUCUCGUUAGGGACAAUCACUGAGAUCCUGCAGAAAAAUCUUCCACAUUAUUCCAAAGAAACAAUUAGGAAUACCAUUAAAGAACACACCACGAGGCCUGCAACGAAAGCUGGAGGUUCCAGGAAGUGGGUUCUCAAGAACCUUGAUCACUGGGAAGCUUUGAAGCGCUCUCAUGGGUCAUUUUCUGCUAAUUAA
Molecule: messenger RNA, 1749 nt
Organism: Lachancea thermotolerans CBS 6340
Lineage: Eukaryota; Fungi; Ascomycota; Saccharomycetes; Saccharomycetales; Saccharomycetaceae
Gene: RLF2
Product: Rlf2p
Exons: 1
Coding region: 1-1749 (582 amino acids)
Biological process (GO): nucleosome assembly
Cellular component (GO): nucleus; CAF-1 complex
Source: RefSeq, a predicted model, not a curated record